UAUCAAUGCAGGUUUACAUUAUUUUGACGUGUGGUUGAUGUUUCCUUGACUCUUGUCACCUAAUGCUGAUAGUGCAGCCACAUUUAUCACCCGUCUUUUCUGAUUAGUGUGUGAGGCGCACUUGUCAACGCCAGGUGGUAGGCAGGGGUUGGACUUUCAGGUCUGCAGGAAUUAACACUGAGUAAAAUUUUGAAGAAUUGAGAUGAGCGCGGAACUUCUCUUUUCUUUUUUCGAAAGAUAUAUAUUUUAACCUUGUUUUUGCCUCGAUCAACUUAAGUAUUGUAUACGCCUCAUACUGUAAACCAGUGCCAGAACGCAGUCUAAUACACUGUAUGAAGUGAGGGGAUCUAGGGGCUGGCUAAUACCUUUCAGAUGACACAAAGCUUUUCACAAUUAUCAAGUCCACUUUAAUGUACCCUGAAAGAUGGACACCUUACACAAGGAGAUAUUGAAGAAGUUCCGCGUCAGACUGAUUGACGAGCUGUGUGAUGUCAGCACCAUCGUGGAACACCUGUUUCAGCAUGACACCGUUACCGAGGGAUUGAAGGAUAAGAUACAGGCGACGCAAACAGAGAGAGAAAAAAUUCGUUGCCUGUUGGACAUCCUUCCGAAGCGAGGCCCAGAGGCGUUCCGGCGGUUCCUGGCGGCUGUGGAGGUCAGUCAUGAUUGGAUAGUUAGGGACAUGAGGGAGGCCGUCAUCUUGGACGAAGCUAAACUUACCCGGAUGAAGGGGGGCGUUUCGAAAAAUGUAAGGGACGUAGAUCCAGAAAUUCGUCAGGAGGUCAUAGACUUCUGCUCAAAGCUGUGGCGAGAGGACCGAUACAGACGGAUCCCCGAAUUUGCCAAGAGCGGCAUAGAGGACGCCUUGACCAAGAGACUGGCCCAAGAAAAGAGGCUGCGAGAGCGACAGGAGUCUUUCUUCCGAGUCACUAAGACGCAGAAUGAGGCACUUCUCCCAGAGCUGAAGAACAAAGUUCGUGAAAUGUGUGGACGGUUCGGAGACUCGGAUACUGAUCAACAAAGAAACAGGGUGAAUGAUUCAUCAGACGACUUGGAAGCUUUGGAAAUUUACAUCCGGGCUGUUCGACAUCUCCUGGAGAAAAACGAGGUGCGCGUUGCCGACUGUUACCGAAUUAUGAACCUCGAAAUUCCGAACGAAAACCGAAACAGACUCCCAUUGUCGGAGAAAAUCGAAGAACUUUUAGCAGAUCGCGACGAACAAAUCCGUGAACUGCGCAGUGAAAAAAAGAAACUUCAAAUGGAAUUUGAAACUUUCAAAUCUGCCGCCGAGUAUGAAAGGGUAAAAAUGGAAAAUCAAGCACGGGGAUAUUCCGCCGAAAUACAGUGUCUGGAGGACGAGCUGAAAAACGUUAAAAUGGACAAAAGUGAAGUUCUGCUAGAACUUCAGUCCAGUAGGGAGGAAGCAGCCAGCCUGCAGAUGGAAGUUGAAACCCUGACUAAGGAGAUAAUGGCUUUACAAUCUUCCCCCCGUGGCUCAGUGCAGGGACACGCUUCUCCCAGAAAAUCUUUGAGAGUAGAUUCCUCUCUGUCACCCGCCCGGACACGGAGUAAACGACGAUAAUUUUUAAAAACAAUUAUAUUGGGUGACUCAAAAAUGCUACUGAUUUCAAAGUUCAACAGUUACGAAGAUAUUGCAAUGAAAUUUAGGCUUCUAGGGAAAAUGAUGUUAUAAAUGAAUGCUGAAAGUUUCAUGACUCAGUCUUUCUUAAUUUUGGCACACAGAAAAUAAUUAAGUCAAAAAGUGCCAUGUGACUUCUGACAGGUGCCCGUGUCUGACAGUUUUAACACCUGUCAGUGUGUUCUUGAUUUAAUGAUAAUAUCAAAUUUGUUUCACUUUUACCAUUGGUUGGCCAAUCAUAAUAAAUCAAAACCCUGUGUCAAAUGUCAAUUCAAAAGCUUGUGCAAUGUUGAUGUUGGUGAACUUUGAAGUUACAGUUACUUUUUUUAGCCAUUCGAUAUGAAGUGUGACUACCACUUGUGGUAAUGGUCGCUUGAAUAGGGCUGAGGUGCCAUGGACAUAUAAUACAGCUUUUCAAGAACACGUUUUAGUGUUUACAUUAUGUUCAGAGACCUAUACACUGUAUAGGUAUAUUUUGUUAUAAAGGUAUAUAUUGUAGAUAUAUUUUCACCAGCCAGUGAAGUGGGGAUAUUACAGAGUUCUGUGAAAUUAAGAUAAGGUUGCGGUGUAAAUUUAGAUCGUUUUCUGUCCAUUUUCUGUGCUACGGGAUUGUUUAUUUUUUAAUAUAUUGACACCCUGAAUUGGUUGUUUUUGUAAAUUCCAAUCACUCAAUUUUUUGUGGGAAAUUGGAGAUCAUUGUGCCUUUUUCACCAUUUAAAAUACAUCAAUUUAUAAGCCUAUUUGAAACGCAAGAAAAUACUUUCCCUUGAAUGUGAACGUCUAUAAAUAUAU
This is a messenger RNA of Lingula anatina, 2431 nucleotides long. RefSeq lists its product as uncharacterized. The record is from RefSeq and is a predicted model, not a curated record. Gene Ontology annotation, biological process: regulation of apoptotic process. Gene Ontology annotation, molecular function: protease binding; death domain binding. Lineage: Eukaryota; Metazoa; Brachiopoda; Lingulata; Lingulida; Lingulidae.